UUGUUACCUUAAUAAUAAGAAUAAUAAGAAUAAUAAUAAUAAUAAAAACAGUUUCCAUCAUUCUUGAUGAACUCAAAUAACGUUUUGAUUCUUUGAAUCUUGGACUAGAAUUGCGUCAAAAUCCAAUUUUCUCGGAUACCCACUUUCUUUUACUUCAUUUACUGUAGUGGGUAUCCCUGAUUUUAUUGAAUUAUUAACUUUUUAAUCUAGAACAAAAUUCUGGUUGAUUUUGUGUUCAUUUAAUUCUGAGUUUGUGGUUGUGGUGGUGGAGAUGGUGGUAGCGUUGUCGGUGGUGGGUUCGGCGGUGGUGGACUCACAUACAGGGCCGUGUCUGUGCGUGGAGGCGGCGGCGUUGCCGAAGAAUGGAGGAGAGCUGACGUUGCAGAGGAGUUCAGCGAAGAGGAAGCAGGUAAAGAGGGGAGUGGAAUUGGGGAGCUCUUUUGUGGAUUCAUGGCAGGAUUGGCGGGUUUCUUCGAAGAUGAUUUGGAAUAAUUGUUCAAGAAAAAUGAAACAGCAGAGAAGACAUGGAAGAUUUGUGAUUGUUAAUGAACUUGCUGGACAGUAUGAAGAUAGCUUUGAAGAUGUUAAAAUGCAAAUCCUUAACUAUUUCACAUAUAAAGCAGUCAGGACUGUCAUGAACCAGCUCUAUGAGAUGAAUCCAACACAGUAUAGGUGGUUUUAUGAUUUUGUUGUAUCAAAUAAACCUGGAGAUGGCAAACGUUUCCUCCGAACUCUUGUAAAGGAGAAGCAAGAUCUUGCAGAAAGAGUAAUGAUAACACGACUGCAUUUAUAUGGAAAAUGGGUUAAGAAAUGUGAUCAUGCUGAAAUCUACAAAGAGAUAUCCGAUGAGAACCUGGAGUUGAUGCGCGAACGCCUGUUCGAGACGGUGAUAUGGCCUUCAGAUGAUACGAACACAGAGAAGAUUGGCUGAGGAGCAGCAAAGGUGGCGGAUUCAAUCUGCCUUGAUGUUCUCUCCGGUUUUCCAGUGUGUUCUUUCUUAGUCUUAGACUAGUUAUAACUUUGCUUUGUUAUCCUCCGAUUUGGUUUGGCUCAAUAACUGUGAUUUAUAUUAUUUUUUUAGCAAGUAAUAAAAUUUAUACUGUAAAAUUGUAUAUAAUAUGAAUACCACUCAUCACUUUAGAUAGUUUGAAUUGAAGGCUCUGAAA
Messenger RNA from Pistacia vera, 1166 nucleotides. Its product is annotated as chaperonin-like RbcX protein 2, chloroplastic. The record is from RefSeq and is a predicted model, not a curated record. Lineage: Eukaryota; Viridiplantae; Streptophyta; Magnoliopsida; Sapindales; Anacardiaceae. The transcript has 5 exons. Gene Ontology annotation, molecular function: protein folding chaperone. Gene Ontology annotation, biological process: ribulose bisphosphate carboxylase complex assembly. Bases 272 to 931 code for a protein of 219 amino acids.